UCCAUUUCGGGUCAUUAAUUUGUACAGAAAAACUGAAUUCAAAAAUAAAAAGAGGUGAGGUCAAGUUUUGAUUUAGUUGCUAAACUGUUUUUGAUAUAAAACCCUAGGCUCCAUCCUAAAAUCACAGCACAUAGUUUGUAAAAAAAGUUAUGGCGGAUGGGUACUGGAACACACCACAUGACUUGGGCGGAUCAGUGAAGCGCCCUCGCCCUCUCCCUCAUUCUGACCUUUCACCUGCUGUAUUACCUUUAGCUCAUGAGAUGCGCAAUUACUUGACACGAGAUAAUGAUCGGAUUGGGCCUUAUGCUGUAAAUGACACAGAAUCGAUUGGAUCAGCUUAUGAUCAUUACCUCCGGAAUGGGCAAUAUUCUCCACUCACUUCUGCAGACGGUAAUAUUUACAGCAAGGUUGGGCUAGAUAGCACUCAUGGUUCUGGACGGCCUGCACAUAUGUUAGAUGGUCCUGUUUCUGUUAGUCAACCUAGGGAUGUACUUCGGGAUUUACCUAGUUUUAAGCAUCCGGUAGAUACAACGCCAAGGCCUGGUCAUGAGAUACUGCCUCUUCCUCGAGAUGCUUCCAAUACUUUAUAUAUUGAGGGACUUCCUGCUAACAGCACUAGAAGAGAAGUAGCUCAUAUUUUCCGUCCAUUUGUAGGCUAUAAAGAAGUUAGACUUGUGAGCAAGCCAUCAAAACAUCAUGGUAGGAAUCCUCUUAUCCUUUGCUUUGUUGAUUUUGAGAAUCCAGUGUGUGCAGCGACGGCUCUGAGUGCCAUACAAGGUUAUAAAGUUGAUGAACAUGAUCCUGAUUCGGCCUAUUUGCGGCUUCAGUUCUCAAGGCAUCCAGGUCCAAGGUCUGGUGGAUCUGGACGUUAUGGGAGAUGACAAUGUCAUAUAGAAACCCCAUGAUUUGAGCUUUCUGGUCAUUAUCUUACCUUUGCUGGGAUAAUAUUAUCAUGUUCAGCAUAUUUUAUAACGUAUUCCGAGACUUUACCUCAACCCCCAAACCGAUGCUUAAUCUGGAUUCUGGAAGUAUGUACAUUAGUGUUAUAGUGAGGAAGGGCCUAUGGAGCUAAUUUUGAUGAAAAACAGCAAUAGUAGUUUUAGCUAGUUCAUGUUCUAUUCAGCAACUAGAAAUGUGUGUUUUGCGCUUAUGGUGACUCGACGUGUCAUUAAUUUGGCAGACAUGGCAAUGAAAAUUAACCAGUUGCAACUUGCAAUUGUCACUUUA
Molecule: messenger RNA, 1227 nt
Organism: Daucus carota subsp. sativus
Lineage: Eukaryota; Viridiplantae; Streptophyta; Magnoliopsida; Apiales; Apiaceae
Product: RNA-binding protein 2
Exons: 6
Coding region: 150-881 (243 amino acids)
Molecular function (GO): RNA binding
Source: RefSeq, a predicted model, not a curated record